This is a messenger RNA of Lontra canadensis (Northern American river otter), 2023 nucleotides long. Its product is annotated as zinc finger protein 382. Lineage: Eukaryota; Metazoa; Chordata; Mammalia; Carnivora; Mustelidae. The annotation marks the transcript as partial. The record is from RefSeq and is a predicted model, not a curated record. Gene Ontology annotation, molecular function: DNA-binding transcription factor activity, RNA polymerase II-specific; RNA polymerase II cis-regulatory region sequence-specific DNA binding. Gene Ontology annotation, biological process: regulation of transcription by RNA polymerase II. The transcript has a single exon.
UGUUGUUAUUCUCUUCUAGAAGAAGAUGGAAAAGCUGAAGAUGCUUUAGUGAAGUUCAAAGAAUACCAAGACAGGCACUCUCGAUCAGUCAUAUUCAUCAACCACAAAAGAUUAAUUAAGGAAAGAAGUAAUAUUUUUGGGAAAACGUUACCUGUAGGCAAGAACCGUAUUAUGUCAAAAACAAUACUACGUGAAUAUAAGCCUGAUGGAAAGGUUUUAAAAAAUAUUUCGGAAUUAGUCAGUAGAAAUAUAAGCCCUGUAAGAGAGAAGUUUGCUGAGAGUAAUGGAUGGGAGAAAUCAUUCCUCAAUACUAAAAAUGAGAAAAUUCAUACUACAGUGAAUCUCUGUAAACAAACAGAAAGGAGUCUGAGUGGUAAACAAGAGCUUAUUCAACAUCAGAAGACUCAAACUCCUGAGCAAUCUUUAGAUCAUAAUGAAUGUGAAAAAUCCUUCCUUAUGAAAGGAAUGUUAUUUACACAUACUAGAGCUCACAGAGGAGAAAAACCCUAUGAAUACAAUAAAGAUGGAAUAGCCUUAAUUGAAAAGUCAAAUCUCAAUGCCCAUUCACAAACUCUUAUUGAGAAGAAAACCCAUGGAUACAGCAAAUACGGUAAGUUCCUCUGCAGGAAGUCUAUUUUUAUCAUGCAUCAGAGAUCUCAAACAGAAGAGAAACCCUUUCAGUGUCCUUAUUGUGGAAAUAGCUUUAGAAGGAAGUCAUAUCUCAUUGAACAUCAACGAAUUCACACCGGUGAGAAACCUUAUGUCUGCAAUCAAUGUGGAAAAGCUUUCCGUCAAAAGACAGCCCUCACUCUUCAUGAGAAAACACAUAUAGAGGGGAAGCCCUACAUCUGUAUGGAUUGUGGGAAGUCCUUCCGCCAGAAGGCAACUCUCACUAGACAUCACAAAACACAUACAGGGGAGAAAGCCUAUGAAUGUACUCAGUGUGGAAGUGCUUUUAGAAAGAAGUCAUACCUCAUUGAUCAUCAGAGAACUCACACAGGAGAGAAACCAUAUCAAUGUAAUGAAUGUGGGAAGGCAUUUAUCCAGAAGACAACCCUCACUGUACAUCAGAGAACUCACACAGGAGAGAAACCCUAUAUAUGCAGUGAAUGUGGAAAGUCCUUCUGCCAAAAGACAACCCUCACUCUCCAUCAAAGAAUUCAUACUGGGGAAAAACCCUAUAUUUGUAAUGAAUGUGGGAAGUCCUUCCGCCAGAAGGCAAUCCUCACUGUUCAUCAGAGAAUACAUACAGGAGAGAAAUCCAAUGGAUGUCCUCAGUGUGGGAAAGCCUUUAGUAGGAAAUCAAACCUCAUUCGCCACCAGAAGACUCACACAGGAGAGAAACCAUAUGAAUGUAAAGAAUGUGGGAAGUUCUUCAGUUGUAAGUCAAACCUCAUUGUACAUCAAAAAACUCACAAGGUAGAAACCAUGGGAAUUCAGUAAAGGAUAUGACUUUUUUGGUAAAAACUUUUGAAGUCCUAGUAAACACUGUACAUGAUGAAGCUUGCAAAUAUAAUAUUCAACAGUUUAAGGUACUAUUCCACAAAUUUACCUAUUGUUUGUGAACCUAUAUAACACACAAAGAAUGACUAGACAAAUGACAGUAGUCAUUGAAAAUACAACCCUAAAUUUUUUAUUAUUAAUUCAGCAGGCAUAAACUUCCUCUGUCAAGUUUCUACAAACAUUUAAAAUCACUUGUUUUCAAUUUCAUUACAUACCUUGUUGUGACCCAGUAAUAAGCAACUGACCAACUAGCAGUGGUCCAUGGACCACACUGUGAGUAGAAGUGUUUUUAAAAGAAAGGAAGUAUGAAUGUUCAUAAGAGUGGCUUAAAAGAAAGGAAGUAUGUAUUUCUCAUUGCAAAUAUGAAAUAAAAAUUAGCUAUUACCUCCUCAAAAUUUACCACAGUUCUGACUUCUAACAGAAAUUAGGUUUUGCCUAUUAUGAACCUUUAUAUAAAUUGGAUUAUACAUCAUGUAUUCUUUUAUAUAUGGCUUGUUUCAUUCAUCAUUAUGUUUGUAAA